ACCACUGUAAGUUCCGUAUUAUUCUUUUUACGCUUAGCAUAGCUCAUUAAAUACCACAAAAAUGUACUUAUUUAGAUAUUUAUUUUAAUUUAUGAAUUUAAUAAUGUGAAAGUGAUCGCGGCUACUUGGCGCAUAUUAAACGAAGCAAAUGGAAUAAUGUGAUUCGCUGUUAAAUACAAAAAGAAAAUUCAAAAUAGAUGAAGACACAUCGGCAUGUUGCCGGACUCUACGUUAUUUUGGCCAAGAACAAGCAACAGCAAGAACUGGGUCUACUGGCAGCUCUUGGAUAUUAGUGAAGAAUUGACCUUACACAUCUCUAAUUGUAAACUAAUAGAAAGCAACAAGUUUGGAAGCUUUCAGUUGCAGUAUUGGAUUAAAAAAAGAGCGUGCCGGGGCUGAGGCUGCACUUCAAUUCAAGUGAUGCAGAAGAACUUUGGCUAUUAAACAGCAAAAUCAGCAAUAAGUGGCAGUACCUAGCUGCCAAAUAAUAUCCAUGUCAAUAGCCAUGGCAAUGCCGAAGUCAGAGGCAGAGAGUCGAAAGGAAUUACCAGCUUCUAAUGGUGCAACGCCGUGCUGCUGUUUGGAGUGCCGGCGACCUGCUGAGAAUGCGGAAAAUGCGGAGAGUUCGGAGAAUGCUGCUAGCAAACGGAAUGCCAAGUCAUCAAGAGUGUCCGAGUUAAGGAUUAGCAGUAUGAAGGCAUCUCCACGAUCAACGACCGUUGACAAAUGUAUGCCAAAAGUUCGAAAUCGAAAUCAAGCCACAACGACACACUUAAGUCCAACGAUGCAUCGAAAGUCCAAGAGUAAAAGCAAGACUAAGACAACAAUUGGGUCUGCACUCAUUUCUACCAAUGCCCAAAAUAGUAGACAAAACGCGAAAAACAUUUCGAUAUACGAAGAACACUACCAGCAAUCGCAACACCAAUCCCAGUCCAAAUCCCAGUCCGCAACCGAAUCCGAAUCCGAGUCCCAGCUUCAGCCCCGGUCGCAGAAUAUAACAGGAACUACAUCCAGCCCAAUGGCAGUCGCUCUAAAAAACAAUAUUAUUAACAGCACGAGGAGUAACAGCGUCAAGAAACAGAAGAAAAAGUCCAAUUCAAUGCGAUUUAAAAUGCUAGUUCCGUUGCCCACGUUGGGCGCCACAUCUUUUGUCACUUUCCUCACGGUCAUCUGCAUAGAAACCGUUCUACUUUCGACCAUGUCAAGCUGCGCCAAGACAUUUUAUAUGCAUUGGAACACGUCGAACAGCAUAUUUCGGAUAGAUAACACCGAUCAUAUUAUUGAUGUCAAUAAAGGCAAUUUAGCCUUUGAAUUCGACCAAGUGCAUAUAAUAUGUCCAGUUUAUGAGCCUGGUACAUAUGAGAAUGAAACCGAGAAGUACAUAAUAUAUAAUGUGUCCAAAGUGGAGUACGAAACAUGUCGCAUAACGAACGCCGAUCCGCGAGUAAUAGCUAUAUGUGAUAAGCCUCAGAAAUUAAUGUUCUUUACAAUAACUUUCCGGCCAUUUACACCGCAGCCAGGCGGUUUAGAGUUCCUGCCUGGAAAUGAUUACUACUUUAUUUCGACUUCAUCGAAGGAUGACUUAUACCGGCGCAUAGGCGGUCGCUGUUCAACGAAUAAUAUGAAAGUUGUGUUCAAAGUGUGUUGUGCUGCCGAAGAGAAGAAUAAGACCACGGCGGAGACAACGCUGUUGGGAGGCAGUGUGCCGGCAGAGAGUGGCAUCGGAUCUGUUGGCAAUGGCGUGGACAAUGCGGGUGUCAAUCUUGAUCUAAACCCAAAUCUAAAUAUUAAUCACGGUGGUCAUCAUGGCCACAAUGCCGUAAAUACCAUUGGUAUAAGUGGUGUCAACACCGGUUUAAUAAUUCCAACUGGAGGCGGUGGCGGUGGUAUGCAGCUAAAGCCGAUCAAUGGCGUGGGCACAUCGAUCAAUUCGAAUAUUGAUCAAUUUAAUCGAGUACCCAUACAACCAAACAUAAUUGGCAAUAAUAUUGGUGCAGGUGCUGGAUCUGGAACUGGAACUGGAGGCAUUAUGCUGUCGCCUGGUCAUGGCAGUAUCAAUAUGUUGCCCCCAGGUCGUGGUGGCGUCCAUAUGGCUUAUCCUGGCCAUCAUCACAUCCAGACGGGCAUACGGAUUAAUAAUGUGCCAACGCAACAACAGAAUAAUCAACAUCAACCGCACCAUAAAGGCAAUAACAAUGUGAACACGAAUGAUGACCAUCACAAUUAUGAUAAACAUCCAAAUGAGGUAGUUAAAAAUGAGGAGCUCACCUACAACAGUGGAUCAGGACGAACAGCCGACAGUCAUAUGAAUGGAUAUAUCUGGAUGUGGAUGGGUUUAUCGUCAUCUGUUUGUGUAUAUGGCAUUAAUUCAACUAUCUUGAUCGCCAUCACAGUGGUUAUCCUAUUUAAUCAUCUGUUUGACUCUCUUGCCGCCAACCUAAAAGCGAAUUAUCGUCCUUGCCAGGAAACGGAAACGGAAAGAUUGGAUGUGGAUCGGUGAAUUUAUAGACGUAGCUGCAUCAUCAUCAUUUUGAGGGCCAUUAAAUCACACAAUUUGUAUUGGUGGAACUACGUAUAGAUAAUAAUUUUAAACGACGAACGACGAUGAAGAAGAUGUGGGAGGAUUUUCCAAACAGAAUCAAUCGAUUUGAAUAUAUAUCGAAAUUGAUGCAAGCACGAUAAAAAGGAUAGUAAAAAAA
Molecule: messenger RNA, 2699 nt
Organism: Drosophila innubila
Lineage: Eukaryota; Metazoa; Arthropoda; Insecta; Diptera; Drosophilidae
Gene: Ephrin
Exons: 5
Coding region: 494-2500 (668 amino acids)
Biological process (GO): axon guidance; ephrin receptor signaling pathway
Cellular component (GO): plasma membrane
Molecular function (GO): ephrin receptor binding
Source: RefSeq, a predicted model, not a curated record